AUGGCCAACUCCACGGCCGAUAAGCCUGACAUGAUCAUGAUUGAUGAAUGCGAGAGAGUCGCGGGUGAUGCUGAAAAGGGGCCCCAAAUCCAUGUCAUUGACACCAUUCGGGUGCUGGGCUUGAGUGACGAGGAAGCCGACUUUUACAACAGUGUGACGCCAGAGAUGCGCCAAAAAAUCAUACGCAAGGUUGAUGUCCGCCUUGUGCCCAUGCUAGCCAUUCUUUACCUCAUGUCCCAUCUCGACCGCGCCAACAUUGGCAACGCCAAGAUCGAGGGCCUGACCACGGACCUCAAGCUCGGCAACCUGCAGUACAACAUCAUCCUGUCCCUCUUCUUCAUCCCCUACAUCCUCCUCGAGAUCCCGAGCAACAUCCUGCUCAAGCGCUUCCGCCGCCCCUCGUACUACAUUGGCAUGCUCGUCACCGUCUGGGGCGUCAUCAUGGCACUGCACGGCGUCGUGGACAACUUUGCCGGGCUGCUCGUCGUCCGCCUCCUGCUCGGCGUCUUCGAGGCCGGCUUCUACCCCGGUGCCGUCUACCUCUGCACGUUUUGGUACAUGCCGCGGCAGCUGGCCACGCGCAUCGCCUGCUUCUACAGCACGAGUGCGCUGUCGGGCGCGUUUUCGGGGCUGCUGGCCGCGGGCAUCGCGCAGAUGCACGGCGUGGGCGGCUACGAGGGCUGGCGCUGGAUCUUCAUCCUCGAAGGGCUCGCCACGGUCGUCCUCGGCGUCUGCUGCUUCUUUUUCCUCAUCGACUCGCCGUCGUUGUCGGGCCGGUGGCUCGGCCCGGAGGAGAUGCGCUUCCUCGAGCUGCAGCACUUCAUCAAGCAAGGCGGUCGAUUCAGCGACGAGGAAAGCGAAAGCAAGUUUAACUGGCAUGACCUCAAAAUGGUUGUCACCAACAGGCGCCUCUACUUGCAGGCGUACAUCCUGCUGUGCAUCUCGGCUUGUUCGUACGGCACCAAGUUUACCCUGCCUUCCAUCGUCAAGGGCAUGGGCUUCACCAAGACCACUGCGCAGCUCAUGACUGCGCCAGCCUACGUCGCAGGUGCGGUCUCGGCCAUCUUCUUCGCCCGGCUGUCCGAUCAUUUCAACUGGCGCAUGCCCUUUGUGGUCAUGCCUCUCGGCCUCAUCACCAUUGGCUACGCCGUCAUCAUGUCUUUCCAAGGAAACCUGACCGGUAGCCACGUCGGGCCCGGUUACUUUGCCCUUGUGCUGACCUGCAUGGGCAUAUACCCCGUCCAGCCGGCCGGCAGCAGCUGGGCGGCCAACAACCUCGCGCCGUCUAACCGCCGUGCUAUUGGCGUGGCGUUCAACAUUUGCGUCGGCAAUCUCGGUGGCAUCGUGGGCAGCUACAUGUACCUUGACCGCGAGGCACCGACCUACGAGACGGGGUUUGGCUUGUCGUUGGCCUUUGGUGCCAGUGGGAUGCUCGUGGCCGUGCUUCUAGAGCUUAGCUACAUCUGGGCCAACAAGCGUAGGGAGAGUCUCGAUAACGAGCAAGUAAGGGCGCAAUAUUCAGAGGACGAGCUCAUCAAGUUGGGAGACAAGAGUCCGCUCUUCAAGUACGUUCUGUAG
Molecule: messenger RNA, 1578 nt
Organism: Cordyceps militaris CM01
Lineage: Eukaryota; Fungi; Ascomycota; Sordariomycetes; Hypocreales; Cordycipitaceae
Product: MFS transporter, putative
Exons: 2
Coding region: 1-1578 (525 amino acids)
Biological process (GO): transmembrane transport
Cellular component (GO): membrane
Molecular function (GO): transmembrane transporter activity
Source: RefSeq, a predicted model, not a curated record